AUGCUAGUGAAUGCUGCCAUAGCAAAAGGAUAUCCAACAGCACUUCAUGUAGCAGCAGGAGCUGGCCAUUUUCACUUUGUGAAAGAGCUUGUGAACUUGAUGGACAAGAAUGACUUGGAUUUACAAAACUCUAGGGGGAACACUGCCUUCUGCUUUGCUGCAGCAGCAGGAAGCUUGGAUAUUGUUAAGUUAAUGUGGGAAAAGAACUCUUUCUUGCCAGAAAUUAGAGGUGGAAAUGGUUUCACUCCUCUUUUUUUUGUGGCGCAGCAAGGAAGAGCUGAUAUGGCACGGUAUUUGUAUCCUAAGACUAUCGAAAACUUCGAUGAAGUAGAGUGGAAUAAGUUAUUCCUCACUUGCAUCGACACUGGUAUUUAUGGUUUAGCGUUGAAAAUGUUGGGAGAUAAGCCAGAACUUGCAUCAGCAACAACUGAACAAGGUCUGACAGGGAUUCUUAAGCUUGUAAACUCAGAGCAAGAUAUAAGAAAGAUCAUAAAUGAGCCAUCACGACUAUUAUUUGAUGCUGCAAAAGUUGGAAAUUUUGAUUUCUUAGCCAAGCUUCUGAGAUCGUACCCUGAUUUGGUAUGGGAGUUGGACAGCCAAAAGCGAAGCAUAAUUCACAUUGUUGUUUCACAUCGUCAUCCUAAUAUCUUCAAUCUCAUCCGUGAUAUAAGUGCAAAUAAGGAUAUCAUAUUGUCAUAUCUAGACAAAGAUGAUGGAAACAAUAUAUUACAUUUGGCUGUAAAGUUAGCACCAGUUGAUCGACUUGAAUUGGUCUCUGGGGCAGCUUUUCAAAUGAAGUUUGAACUAUUAUGGUUUGAGGAAGUGAGGAAAAUAGUGUUACCAUCAUAUGUGAAUAUGAAGAACUCAAAUGGUGAAACUUCUCGAGAGUUGUCCACCAAGGAGCACACAUCAUUGAGAAAGCAUACUGAGUGA
Messenger RNA from Neltuma alba, 933 nucleotides. Its product is annotated as ankyrin repeat domain-containing protein 17-like. Gene Ontology annotation, molecular function: protein binding. The transcript has 4 exons. NCBI's taxonomy places the organism in Eukaryota, Viridiplantae, Streptophyta, Magnoliopsida, Fabales, Fabaceae. Gene Ontology annotation, cellular component: membrane. The coding region runs from base 1 to 933 and encodes 310 amino acids. The record is from RefSeq and is a predicted model, not a curated record.